GCCACGCAGAGUGGCUCAUUAGCUCACGACUCGUAAGGAGUAAGCAGGCCUGACGGGGCAUUUGUUUGAUUUGUGUCUGAUGAUAAAAGGGGUGAUUAUUUUCUCCAGUAUGGUGCUUGGUGUUGUGGUGGAAGGUGUACGCUCUCGACGGAGGAAGGGAGAGUCUGCAGGCUGCUUCUUCACAACUUCCCAAUAUCUAAUUAGCCUCUGAAAUGCAUCAUUCAUACCCAGUGCCAGUCUUUGUGGGCUUUUGAAGCGGCGGAUCUCACAGCCAUCAGCAACAUGUCGGAGUCAGCUGAAGCCGUGGCGGCCGACGUGAGCAGCAGGAGAAGUGCUGUCAUUGAAAUCACAAAUGUCACCAACAGCUACUGCCUCAUCAACCCCAGGGUACACCUCGAGAACGGGGAGACCUACAACCCACCCCAGCCCACAGUGCGCCCCCUGAAGACCGAGGUCUGCACUUUCACCAAGUCCGGCGGCAAGGCGACCGGCAGCGUCGGCGUGCUGACCUACGACCUCUUCGAGAGGUCGCAGAACGACUACAUCGAGACCCUGGCCAUCAUGUUCUCCAUCCCCUGGGACUACAACCUGUACAAGAACUGGUUCGCGGUGGGCAUCUACAAGAAGGGCCGCAACUGCGACAAGGAUUUGUACAAGGAAAUGUACUACGAGAAAAAGCAGCGUGAGCACGGGUUCGUCAGGGAGGAAGCCAAUGGGUCGGGGAUCAAUUACGUGGGCAACUACCUAGAUAUCAAGGCCACCAUGUGUCCCCUCGGCAAUUCCAUCAUGAAGGUGGAGGUGUGGGAUAAGAUUUUCACAUCCAUGGGCCAACACGCGUAUUAGAGCGCCCCCCCUCCCAACCUGUCGUCCUGUCAUGUUUCCCCGCACGGCAGAAUUCCUCCAUCCACCUGAAGCUUUCUACCUGGCAGACGGUUUCUAAUACGCAUGAUUUAACAGAUGUAUUGUUGCCAACAUGUGUCUGUAUCCCCCGGGAUUACCUGUCUGUAAAUCUGCUUAAGAUCAGAGUUUAAUUUGUUUAUAAAUCCAGCAGAUGCAAUAUCCCCCCACCCCCCUUUUUUUUUUUUAUAGCUGAAGCCUCUGUCUGUUUUCAAUGGCGUCCCGUUUUGAAAUGGCGUCUUUAGAAAUUGAAAUCAAAGGAUGAGGGCAGCUUAAAAAACCCCACACUGAGAGCUUGUCUGUAUUUACCUUGGCACUGCCGUCGGAGGAAUAAAGUAAACCUUUUUUUGCUGGA
Scophthalmus maximus (turbot) is the source of this 1252-nucleotide messenger RNA. RefSeq names its product actinoporin-like protein (gene apnl). Gene Ontology annotation, biological process: cytolysis in another organism; monoatomic cation transport; pore complex assembly. The coding region runs from base 283 to 843 and encodes 186 amino acids. Lineage: Eukaryota; Metazoa; Chordata; Actinopteri; Pleuronectiformes; Scophthalmidae. The record is from RefSeq and is a predicted model, not a curated record. Gene Ontology annotation, cellular component: pore complex. Gene Ontology annotation, molecular function: channel activity. The transcript has 3 exons.